UGUAUAACAGCAGCAGCCAAUCCAAUCCAAGAUAUGGAUGAUAAUAUACUAAACAAUGACAACACAUCGUCUACCUCUGCAGCCUCAGACCCAGUGCUACACAGUGGAUUCCUCACCAAGCAAGGUGGAACAGUCCACAACUGGAAGAUACGAUGGUUCAUACUGAAGAAGGACACACUAUACUACUAUGUUACCAAUGUCAACUGGGAGAAGCAACGUCCAAGAGGUGUUGUAUACCUUGGCAAGGGCGUGGAGGUGUCCGAGGUCAACUACAAAGGCAGGAAGUAUUGUUUCCAGAUUGUGCCUCCAUUGCAACAACAACAACAACAGCAACUACAGCAACAACAGCUAUCAACAUCGCCUGGAUCAUCCAGUCCAGGUCUGUUGGGUACCAGUCCACCAAAAAGUGCAUACUAUGACGAUGAUAUUGCCAUGGGUUAUGGAUGUUUGCCAACAUCGUCACUCACUGGACCACCACAGCCACGCGUCUACCUAAUCUCGGCACAGACUGUGUUUGAUCAGAAGAAAUGGAUCGAGAAGCUCAAAGAAGUGAUCAAUUCCAACUCCACGCCACAGUCCACAUUUAGGAAGCCUGUACACGAUCAGAUCUCAGCGUCCAUCAAAGACAUGGCCACAGAUAGGGACUCAUUCGCACAAAGCCCAUCACUACUGAACAGACGAGAGUCAAUGGAUUCAGUCAACAACUUGAUCAAGGUAUCCUUGUCCAAGCGCAAGUUCUACUUCUAUCAUGACGAUUUGACCGUGCCUGAGUUGGCAUUCAUUGAAUCGCCACCACCAGCACGCAAGAUCACCUCUCCAUUCUAUUCGCCAGUGACUCAUCUCAACUCACCAUCUCAGCUUUCGGCCUCGCCACCACUCUCCUCAUCAUCAUCAUCGUCAUCCAGCCACAGCCUAUCACCGCUGUCCACCUCACCCGUCUCACCUUCGACCUCGUUGCAUGGUGGCGGCGUCAUGAUGCAUGUGCCCAUAUCAUCCGCGCCCAUGCCAACGGGAUCAAAGCAGCCCAAGAUAGUGGUGCACCACAUUGCCAAGGACUCAUUCCAGAUCAACAACUUGGGUCAAUGUCCUAUCAACUUCCAGAUACUCUCGCCCUUUGAUGUCAACUACACACUCUCAUUCCACCCUGCCACAGGCACGAUAGCCAUUGGCGAGACAUUGCAGGUGGCAGUCGAGCUCGUCGUCUAUACCCACGUCGAAGCCGACAUCUACAGCACGGUGUGCAUUCGCGGUGGAGGCGAGUUCACGUUGUUCACGCGAGUCGUAUCCGACCCGAUCUUGCCCCUCUUCCUGCGCGCAUGCAACGGCACCGUGCUCAACGAUGCCGACUCUGCACAGAUGUACGGAUACAUCAAGGAGAAGCCAGCUGUGAUGAAGCGUCUGCAAGAACUGGCACACACUAUGAUCGCGAAUGGCCAGCACAUCAACCCUAAGGAAUACGCACUUGGCGCACUCUCUCUGACUGGAUCAGGCGCGGGUAUCCCUCGCUACAUCCAUUCACGUGUCCGCAUCUCCAAGUAUGUGUUGACGUUUGGCAAGCAAGGUGAUCAGACUGCCAACAUCUACCAGCUGCUCACUGAGAAGUUCCUGAUAUCCAACUCUGGCGACACAGACAUCAGCUUCCAGUUCCAUCAGCCCAACCUCAAGCGCAAUCAGUUCAACUUGUCGAUGGUGCCACGCAACGGUAACUUGGCGCGUGGCGAGUGGUUCUACAUCAAGUGCUCGAUGACUGUGUUCGAGCAGAUCGAGGUCAACGAGGUGAUCCAGCUCAUCAUCAAUCAGCGCGAGGUCCACUACAUCCUCGUCAAGAUUAAGUGCGAGAACAUUCACGCUGGCAACAAGGAGAUAGACUUGGAGUCAGAGCUUGUUAUCCAGGACCAGCUUGGCCACGGUGCGGCAGGCGAGGUGUUCCGCGCACUCAUCUCUGUCAACAAUCUGAAGGGACAUCUGACGCGCAACAGUUAUGAGCGCGGCAAUUGGAUACGGCGACACCCAACAGACAACACCAUCAUGGUGGCAGUCAAGCGGCUGCACCAGCUGGCAGAGCCAUCGCCAGAGAUCAUCCAGGACUUUUACAGCGAGGUCAAGGUGCUCAGCAUGCUGAACCACCCCAACAUCGUCAAGUACGUUGGUGGAUGCACCAAGAUAGGCAACUGGGCCAUCGUCAUGGAGUACCUACCCUGUGGCAACCUCAUGGAUGUCCUGGCCGACGACAUCGUACCAAUCCCGUUCGCAUUAGUGUUGAGAAUGGCGUUGGACAUUGCCCAAGGACUGCACUACCUGCACUCCCUUGGCAUCUGGCACUUGGAUCUCAAGUCACCAAACCUGUUGGUCAACUCCCUGUCCCUUAAGGCAUCGGUCAACAUCAAGGUGGCCGACUUUAACACCUGUAUCAACAAGAGUAGAAUAACUGGACGUAAGUAUCAUUCACUCACUCAAUCAAUCAAUCAGUCAGUCACUGACACACGCACACAUAAGGGAACAACACUUUGGAUGUCACCGGAGGUGAUCAGGGGCGAUGUAUAUAGUGAGAAGUGUGAUGUCUAUUCGUAUGGAAUUAUAUUAUGGGAGAUGUUGACCCGCAGACUACCUUAUGAGGACGUGGUGUUCAAUUGCGAGAUUGAGCGACAGGUACUCAAGGGCAGACGUCCCGAGCUGCCCAUACCCAACUGUCCACCCGACUAUCUGCACCUGAUGACCUCGUGUUGGGACCAAGACCCAGAGGUGAGGCCUCAAUUCGAUCAGAUCGUUCAUAGCCUCAAUCGAAUGAUCAGCAACUAUGACAUACAGGAGCAGAAGGCCAAGGCCUCCUUCCGUGGCCUACGUCGAACAAACAGUAGCAGCAGCAUACAUAUACCACCUGCACUGGAAAACAACAACAGCAACAACAACAGCAACACCAACAGCAACACAUUGGCACCACCAGCCAAUGCCAAUGAUGUUCGCAAGUCCAAGAUCAGAAUGAAUACCAAGCGCCAAAGCUCCGACUCGUCAUUCCUCUCAACGACCUUUGACUCGCGUCGUUCACGUGGCUCCAGCAUCCUCCCUUUCAAGUUCUCCCCACCCACCACACCUCAUGGCUCGGCAUACUUUGGAAAGACCACAAGGCCAUCAUCUACCACCUCUACCAUCUCAACUACCAAUAUUACAUCCACCACAACCACAACAACUAACAAUAAUUCACAUGGCGAACAAGACCUUAUUUCCAUUCCACUUCCAAACGAGCAGUCCAGUCUCAAUCUACCAGCAUCGAUCAUCAAUAUGAAGGCAGGAGUUCGCAGCACCGUUCGAUUUAAUCCAUCCUACACCAAAGUCGGUGUGACAAACAAG
This is a messenger RNA of Acytostelium subglobosum LB1, 3348 nucleotides long. RefSeq lists its product as hypothetical. Gene Ontology annotation, molecular function: ATP binding; protein kinase activity. The annotation marks the transcript as partial. The transcript has 5 exons. NCBI's taxonomy places the organism in Eukaryota, Evosea, Eumycetozoa, Acytosteliales, Acytosteliaceae. The record is from RefSeq and is a predicted model, not a curated record. Gene Ontology annotation, biological process: protein phosphorylation.